Molecule: messenger RNA, 940 nt
Organism: Cajanus cajan (pigeon pea)
Lineage: Eukaryota; Viridiplantae; Streptophyta; Magnoliopsida; Fabales; Fabaceae
Source: RefSeq, a predicted model, not a curated record
AUGGCAGGAGGUAGGAACGAUCGUGCAAUCGCUGAUGCUCUACAAGCGAUGGCUCAGGCUCUUGGUAAUUUGAACCAACGACCAGAUAUAGAUUGGUUGGAGAGAUUCCAGCGAAAUAAUCCACCUAGCUUCCGUGGGGGUCAUAAUCCUGAUGGAGCUGCUGACUGGAUAUUUGAGAAUGAAAAGAUAUUCCAAGCUAUGGGAUGUCCUCUGGUGCAGAAGGUGACUUUGGCUGCCUUCAUGCUUUCUGGAGAGGCUGACAUCUGGUGGCAAGGUGCUUUGCAAAGAAUGAUAGCUCAAGGAAAGGAUUCUGUGGCUGAGUAUGUGACUAAGUUUGAAGACUUGGUUAAAUUUUGUCCUAUGUAUGAUGGUGUGGGCAAUGAGGAGGACAAAUGUGUGAAGUUUGUGAGUGGUCUUCGCCCUGAGAUAAAACAAGUUUUCAAUUAUCAAGGGAUCACUCAAUAUCAUGAACUAGUGAACAAGUGCCGAGUCUAUGAUGAGGACAAUCGUGCUAGAGUAACUCAUUAUAAGAGAGGAGGACCCAUGAGGAAUCAUAAUAAGUUUGGGUCAUCUAGUAAAGGUAAACCUUACACCAAGUCUGUUGGGGAUUCAAGUUCUAAAGUGAAUAACCAAGGUUCAGUGCAACAAAGGAGUCAAGCUUCAAUGGCUAGUCAAACUUCUAAAGGGGGAAGUGUGGGUUCUGUUCCACACAACAACUGCUUCAAAUGUGGAGAGCCAGGUCAUAGGGCAUAUGAGUGUCAGGCAUCAAAAGUAAUAACAUGUUUUAAUUGUCAAGAGAAAGGACACAAAGCUCGUGAAUGCCCUAAGAACAAGAAAGGAACAACGGAAGUUGGAGGGAGUGCUAGCAAACCUAGGGCGAUGGGAAGGGUGUUUGCCUUGAGUGGUGCUGAAGCUACUCAAUCAAAAGACUUAAUCCAGG